This is a messenger RNA of Puccinia triticina, 285 nucleotides long. RefSeq lists its product as uncharacterized. The record is from RefSeq and is a predicted model, not a curated record. The transcript has a single exon. Bases 1 to 285 code for a protein of 94 amino acids. NCBI's taxonomy places the organism in Eukaryota, Fungi, Basidiomycota, Pucciniomycetes, Pucciniales, Pucciniaceae.
AUGCCCUCCUCCGUCGCCAUCUGGUCCCUCGCCCCCUCCCCCGCACACACCCGGCUGGCCACUGGCUGCGACCACGGCGCCAUCGCCGACAACCAGCUUGAGCUCGUCUGCAAGCUCGACCCCUGCAAGACCCGUCUCCUCAGCCUCGCCUGGGGCAUCUCACCCUCCGAAACUCCUCUCCUGCUCCAGGACCCCAACAAAUCGCAGUCUUCCUCGUCGCCGGCGGCGCCGAACCCAGUCUGCGCAAGUGGGCCGCCGGCUCCGGCCGUUGUCUCAACCGGAUGA